Messenger RNA from Staurois parvus, 685 nucleotides. The record is from the annotation of a GenBank genome assembly. Lineage: Eukaryota; Metazoa; Chordata; Amphibia; Anura; Ranidae.
UCACUCCACUUCCUAAAACCCAAUCUAUCCAAAACUGAGCUCAUAAUAUUUCCUCCCCCACGUGCCUCUUCCCCUAAUAUCUCAGUCAGGAUCAAUAGCACCACUAUCAACCCAUCCCUGCAUGCCAGGGUGCGAGGGGGAACCAUGGAUUCUGAAAUAUCCUUUCAGGCCCACAUCCAAUCCAUAAUACACCCCUUCCUGACCAAUCACACCGCAAAGUUACUAAUUCACUCCCUGGUCAUCUCCCACCUCAACUACUGCAACUCCCUCCUCAUUGGCAACCAAUCACUGUCCUCCACCCCUCUCUACCAAUCCCUCCACUGGCCUCCAUUCAGUGUCCUCCACCCCUCUCUGCCAAUCCCACCACUGGCCUCUAUUCCGUGUCCUCCACCCCUCUCUGCCAAUCCCUCCACUGGCCUCCAUUCAGUGUCCUCCACCCCUCUCUGCCAAUCCCUCCACUGGCCUCCAUUCAGUGUCCUCCACCCCUCUCUGCCAAUCCCUCCAGUGGCCUCCAUUCAGUGUCCUCCACCCCUCUCUGCCAAUCCCUCCACUGGCCUCUAUUCAGUGUCCUCCACCCCUCUCUGCCAAUCCCUCCACUGGCCUCCAUUCAGUGACCUCCACCCCUCUAUGCCAAUCCCUCCACUGGCCUCCAUUCAGUAACCUCCACCCCUCUAUGCCAAUCCCU